Molecule: messenger RNA, 1680 nt
Organism: Canariomyces notabilis
Lineage: Eukaryota; Fungi; Ascomycota; Sordariomycetes; Sordariales; Chaetomiaceae
Product: DUF1692-domain-containing protein
Exons: 3
Coding region: 398-1546 (382 amino acids)
Biological process (GO): retrograde vesicle-mediated transport, Golgi to endoplasmic reticulum; endoplasmic reticulum to Golgi vesicle-mediated transport
Cellular component (GO): endoplasmic reticulum; membrane; COPII-coated ER to Golgi transport vesicle
Source: RefSeq, a predicted model, not a curated record
UCUUGCUGUAUCCUCUGAUGCUGCCUCGGCUUACGGGUUGACUGCAAUCCUUAAUUCUUUGCACCCAGUGCUCUAUCUUAUAUUGAUGGAUGUUUUAAAUGUGAACUGAACGUCAAUCACUUCCUUCUUGGCCGAGAGAGGGCGAUCCCACAGCUGCCGCCCGUCGAGGGCACGAGGCGCUAACCCGCACGAGGGGUCUAGUACUCUAGUACAAUACAGUCCGACUAUCGCGAGACCUGCCGGAUCCAGCGAUCGACGAGCAAAAACCGGUCGCCAAUUGAAGGAUCCCAGCAACAGUAGAGAGAGGGAAAGACACGGUGAGGUGGAAAGGAGCGGCUACGAACCGAUUGAUCCAGCGUAGUGACCUCCUCGGCGGGGUCACGCCAACACCGCAACCAUGAUGAACGGCUACGAGAAACUGGACGAGGACGCCUUUGGGCCAAAGUCGGGGAACAUUGUCAGCGCGUUUGACGCAUUCCCCAAAUCCAAACCGCAAUAUGUCACGCGCACCGAGGGUGGGGGCAAGUGGACGGUAGCCGUGGUGAUUGUGUCGCUGGUGCUGAUGUGGACCGAGCUGGCGGCCUGGUGGCGGGGCACCCAGCAGCACACGUUCGCCGUCGAGAAGGGCGUCUCGCACGGGCUCGACAUCAACCUGGACAUUGUGGUGCGCAUGCGGUGCCAGGACCUGCACGUCAACGUGCAGGACGCCGCGGGGGACCGCAUCCUCGCCGCCGAGGCCCUCCGCCGCGAUCCGACACUGUGGUCCCAGUGGGUCAACGAACGCGGCAUGCAUCGCCUCGGCCGCGACGCCCACGGCCGAUUGCUCACGGGGGAAGGCUUCACGGGGGGCCACCACGACGAAGGGUUCGGCGAGGAGCACGUCCAUGACAUUGUCGCGCUGGGGAGGAAGAGGGCCAGGUGGGGCCGCACGCCGAGGCUCUGGGGCGCCGAGCCGGAUAGCUGUCGCAUCUAUGGCAGCCUGGAGCUGAACAAGGUCCAGGGGGAUUUCCACAUCACGGCGAGGGGCCAUGGGUAUAUGGAGUUUGGGGAGCAUUUGGAUCAUAACGCCUUCAACUUCUCGCACAUCAUCUCCGAGUUCUCCUUCGGCCCUUACCUCCCGGCUCUGACCAACCCGCUCGACCGGACCGUCAACCUGGCGCCCGCGCACUUUAUGCGCUUCCAAUACUUCUUGUCGGUCGUGCCCACCACCUACACGGUCGGCCGCCCGGACGAGUUCGGGUCGACGUCUGUCUUCACCAACCAGUACGCUGUUACGGAGCAGAGCCAGGAGGUGCUUGAGAACGUGAUCCCGGGCCUGUUUUUCAAGUACGACAUUGAGCCCAUCCUGCUCAACAUUGUCGAGACGCGCGACAGCGUCCUCGUCCUGCUGCUCCGGGUGGUCAACGUGGUGAGCGGUGCUCUGGCGGCUGGGCACUGGGGCUACCGCCUGAGCGACUGGAUUGCCGAGGUCAGGGGCAGGAGGAGGAGGGCUGGACAUAGCGAGGGUAUGCUUGGGCUUGGGGCGAAAGGGCAUUACAAUGAAUAAACAGGCCUCGGUUGAUGGAUUGGGGUUGUAUACAGGUUUUGUUUUUGGGUUGUAUUUCUAGGUUAUUUCCAUCUCACAGUCAUCAUUACCAUUAGAGGCGUUGCUUGAAACCAAAAUUCACUGUCAAAUUUCCG